This is a messenger RNA of Guillardia theta CCMP2712, 1146 nucleotides long. RefSeq lists its product as hypothetical. The record is from RefSeq and is a predicted model, not a curated record. The transcript has 5 exons. Bases 1 to 1146 code for a protein of 381 amino acids. NCBI's taxonomy places the organism in Eukaryota, Cryptophyceae, Pyrenomonadales, Geminigeraceae.
AUGUCAAACGGGCCCAUCUCGCCAAUGUCGCCCGUUGGUCGAGAGGAGCACGUGGACCAGCAGCACUUGGCUGAGAGUAGGAGCAGUUGGCAGAGUGGGAUGACAACGAAAAUUCCUACUCCUCGUGAGAUUGGUUGGGGCAAAUACAAGGACACGAAGUUAGAUGCUACUGCGCAAAGGAUACAGAGCUUUGAUUCGAGUAGGUUUUCAAGGGAUAGCUUGCAUGGAUCACAGUCAAAGAACGACAUUCUUCAGAUGACCAAGCGGGUUAGGACUCUUGAGGUUCAGAAUCUCUUCAUGCCCAACGACGAGAACGCACCCCAAAGCAAUCGGUCAGAAUUGUCAAGCAGAUUUCACAGGAAAACCAUCAUGCCAAACCCCGACAAUGCAGGGAGUAAGUUCUCUGUGGAGGGGUGGGGGCCAGCAUCCAAGGUUGAGUUCGAGGACUAUCCCGUCAGUCUAUUCUCACCCGACGUUUCAUCGCUGCUAACGAGUCGGAUCAUCCCCGAUAAGUCCGCGGCAAGUCCGGUGAGCGGAGCAUCGCAGAGGUCGCUCGAGCUCGAAGUGCACGGCGAGAGGCUCAUGAAGGAGAGCGAGCACCACGCGCAGAAGAUUGAGGCGAUGAAGGGCAUGAAGACCCUGAGCUCUCGUCAAGUCGCCAACCUGCACUACCACUUGUACAAGCGGGGAAGCAUGGCAGAUGCCAUCAAAGACCUCAAGAAAGGGUCGAGCCUCUCGAGCAAGGAUACCUCCCCGAGUAACUACAGGAGGAGCUUCUCUCCUGUCGACUUCUCCUUCCUCGUGACCACCAAGGUCGGACGACUGGAAGGCCCGUCACAGUCGCUCGGGAUCACGCAUGCUGCUGGGCUUCCGUCGCCACUGCGGUACAACCAGCAGGCAGAGCUGGACGGCGUUGCCAACAGCACAGCAUCAUCGAAGGGCUUUCAGAACGCGUAUCCCUUUCACAGCUCGAAGCAUGUAGAGUCAAGCUUGAAGGAGAUCCCUGUACCCAAGUUCGCCCAGGCCGUGAAGAGCUCUAACGCUUCCUCCUCUGUGUUCCGACCAUCGUUUGACAAGGGAGUGGAGUUGGACGGGCAGAUCGCGCCGGGCAAGAGGCCAAGAGACUUGACCAUCAAUCAUCGCUGA